This is a messenger RNA of Cottoperca gobio, 2398 nucleotides long. RefSeq names its product tectonic family member 1 (gene tctn1). Gene Ontology annotation, cellular component: MKS complex. Gene Ontology annotation, biological process: cilium assembly; protein localization to ciliary transition zone. The transcript has 14 exons. Lineage: Eukaryota; Metazoa; Chordata; Actinopteri; Perciformes; Bovichtidae. The record is from RefSeq and is a predicted model, not a curated record. The coding region runs from base 85 to 1908 and encodes 607 amino acids.
UCAGUAACGGAAUAAUACAAGAAGAAGAAGAAGAAGAAGAAGAAGAAGAAGAAGAAGAACCACUAUAGCAACGAUUAAACAAAGAUGGCGGUGACAGCUACUGUGUUGUUUGUCUUGUUUACUGUAGUCACUACAAACAAAAAUACAACGAGUAACAACUUAAACACAAAGGUUGGUGACCAGAACGUCACAUAUAACUUUAUGGAAAAUUAUACAACUACACAGCCUACGGAGUUUGACUCAACAAGCCCAACACCGAGCUCCAGCAGCACAGAGGAGCCGGUUCAGCCGACCGUGCCCGCCAAGCCCCUGCCCGCCUCCGGCCGCCUACUCACUCCUGUCACUAACGUUGACAGUGUGUGUCCCUGUGACAAGCACAAGGAUGUGUGUGACAUCAACUGCUGCUGUGACAGAGUGUGUAGUGAGGAGGUGGCUCUGUUCCCCAGCUGCUCAGUGGACAAAAUCAGUGGCAAAAAGAUGCUGUGCAGUCGCCAUGUAGCGUCCUACUCUUUAGGGAGCACAAUGGAUGGCUACUCAGAGCUACAGUCGUCUGUCCGGAAGGAGACUAAUUAUGACAUCUUCUGCAUCCAGUCACAGAACCGUGUUGAUGGAUUAUCUCAUCCAUCUCCUGCUCUUCCAACUGACAGCAGCUUUGACUCACUCUUUAAAGAAUUGACCAGCUUUAUUUUUGGCUCAGAGGAGACCAGUGGUCAGGUGUCCUCUGCAGAGCUCCAGGCCUCGUCUGGAUACCAGUAUGGGGAUGUGAUGAUGACAGCAGGAGAGAGAGGGAUGUUCAUGCUGCCAGCUGCUGCUGUUACUGCUGACUGUAUAGACAACAGCCCUGCAGCGUUCUUAAAGGAUCAGAGCAGUGGGUGUUCCCGCCAUGUGAUCCUGGAGCAGGACUGCGGCGCUCUGCCGGCCCUCAGCAUGGACACCUACACAAACAUCCAGAUCUUUGCUGGGAAGAAUAAAGAUGCAGAACUGGAGGUUGUUCCUGUGGAGGUGGCUUCUGUCGUACUGCAGUCUGUAGAUGGGACUCAGACAGAGCUAAAGAUCAGUGGUGGAGGAAACGUCAACCCUGUUCUCCUGAACCCAAGCCUCUGUGCUCAUGUGGUGCUGAAGGUUGUCUAUAUGAUGAAGUACAACCCAGCUGGUGAGAUUGUGAAUGUGUCGGUGUCUCUGCUGCUUGGAUUUGUCCGGGAAGGAGAACUGUCGCUGGAACAGAAGUUUCAUAUCACAUUUGUCCAGGAGGAUGGGGAGGAGGUGGCCGUCCACUACAGUGGAAAUCCAGGUUAUGUGGUUGGACUACCUCUUGUGUCUGGAACAAGAAUAGCAGAAGGGUUUGCUCGAAGCAUGGACCCCAGAGACACAUUGUCUCUUCUCCACAGUGCUGAGGACCAGGACUGCCUGCAGGGAACACAUCAGCGCUCUCCUGUCCUCUUCGCUCUGGACUCUGUAUCUGGCUGCACAUUAAGACUGGAGGAUACUGCCAACUGCUCCCUGGUCUUUCAGCUGCUUUUGGAUGUUCUGAGAGGACCAAACCAUGCCCAGUAUGUGGCUUCUUUUGGUAACUCCCCGUUAGACUCUCCUAUCGACUGGGUGCCAAUCAAAAACAACUUCAAUCCUGGGGAAGCACACAUUUGCAGCAUCCCGUUGUCACUUCAUUUAGAAAUUGAAUGGAUUAAAUAUGGAUCCUUGGUGAACCCCCAAGCUCAGAUUGUGAGCAUCACAGAAGUAAUACAAACCAACACCACCAGAUUGGAUGUGUUGUCUGGAAGCAGUAGCACCUUGUCCAUCAUGAGCUCAGUGGCCUUCAUACCAGUCUCUUCUACUGCACUUCCUGGUUACAGAGCCACACCCACCAUUAAUGGCAAACUACCCUUUGACUUCUUCUUCCCUUUUGUCUGACUUUCUUCCCUCUAGUCUGACUCUUCUUCCCUCUAGUCUGACUCUUCUUCCUUUUGUCUGACUCUUCUUCCCUCUAGUCUGACUCUUCUUCCUUUUGUCUGACUCUUCUUCCCUCUAGUCUGACUCUUCUUCCUUUUGUCUGACUCUUCUUCCCUCUAGUCUGACUCUUCUUCCUUUUGUCUGACUCUUCUUCCCUCUAGUCUGACCCUUCUUCCUUUUGUCUGACUCUUCUUCCCUCUAGUCUGACUCUUCUUCCUUUUGUCUGACUCUUCUUCCCUCUAGUCUGACCCUUCUUCCUUUUGUCUGACUCUUCUUCCCUCUAGUUAGACUCUUCUUCCCUCUAGUCUGACUCUUCUUCCCUUUUGUCCGAACAAUCCAUGUGGGAUCCAUUCGCUUGGUAACAUUAACAUGUGAAUAAUGUACUGUAAAUAGGAUGUUUGUAAAGAGUUUAUUGAACAAAUGUUUUGUAUUAAUAAAUGAAAUCACUUCA